ACUGAAACUCAGAAAUUUCCUUUUAUUGUUAUAGAAGGAUUGGAUGCGGCAGGAAAAUCCACUUUAACAGAAACUCUAGUGAAUAAAUUAGGAGCUGUUAAAUACUGUACACCACCACCAGUUAUUCAACAUUUACGUAAAUAUUUUGUCAGUUUACCAGAGAUACUGGCUAGAGCUUACUAUCAGCUUGGUAAUUAUAUAGUAGCACAAGAUAUUAUAGAAGAAUGCCAACAAAGACCAGUUAUAAUGGACAGAUAUUGGCAUAGUACAGCAGCAUAUGGUAUAGCUAAUGAAUCCAGUUUUGCAGAUUUACCAGAAAAAGGUCAUCCCAUUUACAACUGGCCAUCAACUUUACUCAAACCAUCAUUAGUAUUAUUUCUAUCAGUUACAGAAUCAACUAGACAGCAGCGUAUGACAGGUCGAGCUGGAGAGAUGACCUUUGAAGAGAGAGCUUUAGAUAAGGACUUAUUCUUCAGAAAACGGUUAGUAAAGAAUCCUAUGUAA
Messenger RNA from Lottia gigantea (owl limpet), 504 nucleotides. RefSeq lists its product as hypothetical. Gene Ontology annotation, molecular function: dTMP kinase activity. The record is from RefSeq and is a predicted model, not a curated record. Gene Ontology annotation, cellular component: cytoplasm; mitochondrion. The transcript is spliced from 3 exons. Gene Ontology annotation, biological process: dTTP biosynthetic process; dTDP biosynthetic process; dUDP biosynthetic process. NCBI's taxonomy places the organism in Eukaryota, Metazoa, Mollusca, Gastropoda, Lottiidae. The annotation marks the transcript as partial.